Molecule: messenger RNA, 3583 nt
Organism: Asparagus officinalis (garden asparagus)
Lineage: Eukaryota; Viridiplantae; Streptophyta; Magnoliopsida; Asparagales; Asparagaceae
Molecular function (GO): DNA binding
Source: RefSeq, a predicted model, not a curated record
UUCGAGCGCAAAAAAAAAAAAUCCCUCCCUUGUUGUACCCCUUUCUCAAAUCAAUCCCGAACCCUCGACCGCCAUGGCGACGACGACGACAGCAGACUCAAUCCCGGUCAUCGACCUCCGCCUCCUCACUCAGUCUGAAAUUAACAACCUCGCUCUCUCCUCCACCAACUCCUUCAACCUCGAAACCCUCUCCGACGUCAUCCCCAAGAUCGACCGCUCCGUCUUCAACGAGUCCGCCGGCAGCCGAAAACAGACCUACUCUCGCCUCCCUCUCUUCCAAAAGCCCCAAUCUGAAACCCUAAUUUCCCAAUCUCAAACCCUAGAUCCCCCAUCCGAUCCCCCAAAUCCUCAAUCUCAGCCCCUCCCUCGCCGCCGCGGCCGCCCUCGCGUCCUCCAGAUCGUCACUUUCCUCAAGAAACUCUUCGAAUCUCGCGGAAGUCGCAGCUACGUCAAGAGCAACAAUGUCAAUGUUGUGAGCUCUGCUUCCGUUCUGGAUAGGGAUAAGGAGGUGAGGAAUGGGAAAGGGGAGACGGUGGACUUGGUGGUUUUGGCGGGAAAGGCGGAUCUUUAUGGGGAGGAGAUCAGGAGACGGACGGAUGGGCUGCAGACGGAGGAGCAGUUGCUGGGGUAUAUGACUGGGCUCGAUGGGCAGUGGGGGAGUAGGAGGAAGAAGAGGAAGGUGGUGGAUGCGGCGGUUUUUGGGGAUGGGUUGCCGAAAGGAUGGAAGAUUUUGUUGGGUUUGAAGAGGAAGGAUGGGAUUGUGUACUUGAAUUGCCGGAGAUAUGUUAGUCCAAGUGGAAAACAAUUUAUGUCCUGCAAAGAGGUUUCUUCAUACAUUCUCUCUCUUGAUGGACAGCAAGAUGCUGGGCAAACAGUUUCUGGUCAAAUUGAUGACUGUGCCCCAAGGAUGGACAAACCAACUCCUGGAAGUGUGUCAGGUCUUAUCCAUGCAGAGGACAGCACAAAUCCUAUUUCCCAUGUUUCCGCUGAAUGUGAGAAAAAGGAGGGUCGAUUAUUUGGGGUCAAGAAUCAGGCAGUGGCUGAACGUGAUAACUCUUUAGAAUGUCACAAACGCAAUAUAACCUUUGGUGAUAAGGAUGCACAUUUGCAACAGUUCUCAACCUUCCAUCAGAGAAAUGCAAAGAGACGUAAACUUGGACAGUCUCUUACAGAUGGUGUGAUAGUAAAAGAUGGAAAAUAUGAAUGCCAGUUUUGCCACAAAACUUUCAUGGAGAGACGUCGCUAUUAUGGGCAUAUUGGAGCACAUAUAAGAUAUGAAGGUUUAAGUGUUGAUGCAUCGCCAUACGAUACGGCCGCAAGGACAAACAAUGAUUCUUCUUACUUGGCUGUAAUACCACUUGCUUCGUCGAAGAUGAAUAUUUUGGCUAAUAAACAUGAAACUACCAAAUCGGUUCACAGUCAAAAACAUUUUGGUUCUCCACAAUGUAUAUCUGAAGCGGAUACAAAUGGAGCUAACCAUGAUCCGAAAUUACCUGAAAUUCCUGAAGCUAUCUCCAGUGGCUUUAAGGUGGAAAUUGAACAUAAUAACUCAGCAGGUGCAUUUGGAAUUAUUUCGCAUGCCUCCAACGAGAAUAAAAUUGAAUGUAGUCCAAAGGAAGAUGCAUUUGGAAUUACUGAGGCUGCCUUCAGUGAGAACAAAAUUGAAUAUGAUCCAAAGGAAGGUGGAGCUGAAAUUGCUAAAGUUAUGUCUAAUAGUAUAUCUGUUGAUAGACAGAUUGAAGAUGAUGAUAUAACUCGUGACCAAUGCCAAGGGAGUACUAAGGCUGAAGAUUUUAGAAGUGGCCUGAAUGAUGCGUCUCAGAGUUGCUCACCUGUUAUAACUCAAGAACCCUCAAGAAUAGAAUCUGUUCAGAACCAAAUAAAUGAUUGUGAAAUGACUGGUGAUACAUCUGGAAUUAUCGAGGAUAACAGUGUCCAAGAUGGAAAACAUAAUGUAUGUCUGGAUGCUAGAAGUCCUACUCUUGUGGAGGAUGCUACAACCAGCAAGAUCAUUGGUAAAGCUGGUUUAUCUUCCUCCAAGAGCAAAAAUGUCAAUGAUGACAAUAGUGAUCACACUAUAGGUGCCUAUAAAUCUGAGAAACUGGCUGAUCCUAGGAACUCAACAAGUAUUGAAAUUGCUGAAGAAAUCACCUCAAAGGAAAAAAUUGUGCCUGCACAGUUUAAUUGUGACAUCACAGAUUAUAAAUCUGAUGUGAUGGAAACUACAGAUGCUAUGAACAUUCAAUCUAAUACAUGCAUGGAUGCAUUGACAUUGGCACCCUCACUUAUCAAUGUUGAUAGCACUAGCUACAAUACUGUAGAUCCUUCUCCUUGCUCUAUGGCUUCCAUGAUUGAUGAUUGUAAUGGGCAUCAGAAAGUAUGUGAAGGCCAUCUUUUUCUUUCUCCAUCUGGCAAUGGGCCAAGCUAUGGUGUAGAAGCCUAUUCAACGGAUAUAUUUACAUCUAAAGCAGAAGAACAGGUGGGAUGGGAUACAUCUAACGCUGAAAAAGGCAACACUGGAAGUGACCAGACUUUAACCAAUAAAGAUAUUGGUAUUGCGAGCACCACAAGUAAUGAACUUAGUACCAGUUAUAUAUUUACCAAUAUUGCCAGUGAACCUACUUCUGGAAUUGAGACAAAUGCAGAAUGUAUGUUCUCUGGUGAUCUGAACGAAUCUUUGCUUGAAGGAAUUGAUACAGUUGAUAAUGAGCUGCAAGAUUAUUUUCGUGACAGCAGUAUACGUAAUGAGGAAGCUGCAGGUGACAUCAUGGGCAGUUGCCAUGGAAGACAAGCUCUGCAGUUUACUGUGGCUGAUCAGGCAUCAUCAUGGGUGCAGUCAUCUGAUAGCCUUCCUAUCCUUGACAUGAUUCCGGAUCAGGGUCAAGAUGAGCUUCGUGGUACACUCCCGAGAAACGAGCGAGCAAACAUAUCGGGUUUUGAGGAACUGAGGCUAGGAAGUAUAGAACCUUCAGACUUUGUUAUCUUCACCGAUCAAGCAUCAGAACCCUCAGAAGUAGCAACAAGGUCAUCAAUGGAAUUGUUUCCAGAUGACCAGCUAGAUUGGGGCAUGUCCUUAACGAAGAUGGUGAACGCAAGCGUUUCAACUACUGUGUGUGUUUGGUGCAGCAGAGAGUUCAGCCUUGAAGGUAUUGAACCUGAACCACAGUCAGAAUCUCUGGGUUAUAUGUGUCCAGAUUGCAAGGCUAAGAUUUCAGGCCAAUUGGGCUUGUUAAACAAUGGAUUUUCAUAGCCAAGAAAAUGACAUGCUUCUCCCUUCAGGGAAAAAUAUGCCCUUCACUGAACGUAUAUUACUCUCUAACUUUAUUUUUACUUUAGGUUGAUUUUGAUGCCUGUGAUUGCUGUACUUUCAGGCUCCUUUUUUGUAUUUAUUAACGCAUGCUAUGUAGCUGGUAACUCGAAGAUGGUAUACCCAGUGAGCUUGUUCUCCUGAAUUUUGUAACAUUGAGGACCCAGCGAGCUUGUUCUCCUGAAUUUUGUAACAUUGAGGUUUCCUGUACUUGAUGGGGUCUCUGAAAAGAAAUGGUGCUGAUCUUGGAAAUUUGGAAGAUACAAGUCAUUUGUA